AUGACGGUGGCAAUUGCCUCAACCUCUCUACAACAAUCUCACGCCCGAAUUCGCAAAUUUUCCGAAAGGAAUAACAAAAUGGCAUCCGUCGAAGCCAGUUCAAAUCAAUCCUCGCCCAGGCCCAAACCUGCCUUGACAUUAGACCUCUCGAACCUCCCACCUCUCUCACGACCAAGCCCCCCCAGCAAUACUCUGAUUAUCACCGAAUUACACAAUUUGCUCGUCUUCCAACCCGCAUCUUUGACCUCAAUUCGCGAGAAAAUCAUCUCCAUCGCGCCUCUAAACUCCUUCUCCCCCCUCCCUAGCUUCCGCCGUAUCGUCUGCUCAUUCCUCUCCGUUGACGACGCCGUCAAAGUCCGCCAGGGACUAGAAUCCUCCAAGACCGUGAUUGAUGAAUGUGGUCUUCGCGCUCGAAUCUAUUUCGGGGAACCGACACCCAUCAUUGAGAAUACAGAGGAAGCCAAACGGAAGAAAUUACUUGAAGCGCCACAUUCACAAAAGAUGUUUUUUAUUAGUCCGCCUCCUAGUCCGCCGCAUGGAUGGGUGGUGAGGAAUGAGGAGCCGCCGAAUAAGGAGGUUCAUGCUAGUGAUUUGGCGGAUGCGCUUGCUAAGUUGGGGACACAGCAACAACAACAACAGCAGCAGCAGCAGACGACGUCUGAUAGUGAUCCCCUCUCGCCGGUGUCGGUGGUUUCUUCGGCAGAGAAUAAUCAGAGAGAAACUACACCCGGUGUGACUCGUAGUAAUGGGUCGUGGCCGUCGUCUGCCGGCGGUGCUGGUGGACGCAGUCGAUCGAGUACUUUGAUUUACCACCCGAAUGAUCACGGCGGAUCACCGAAUUUACCCGCUGUUAUGGUGGAGGAUACAUCAAUUGGGGAAGAUGAUGACGCUGAGGAUGAUGAUUUGAUGUUGAUGGGUGGUGGUGGAAAGAUCCUGGCACAUACUGCUAGACCACCUGUUGAAUUGAUGCAUUAA
Molecule: messenger RNA, 975 nt
Organism: Talaromyces stipitatus ATCC 10500
Lineage: Eukaryota; Fungi; Ascomycota; Eurotiomycetes; Eurotiales; Trichocomaceae
Product: calcineurin binding protein, putative
Exons: 2
Coding region: 1-975 (324 amino acids)
Biological process (GO): calcium-mediated signaling
Cellular component (GO): cytoplasm; nucleus
Molecular function (GO): calcium-dependent protein serine/threonine phosphatase regulator activity; nucleic acid binding
Source: RefSeq, a predicted model, not a curated record